CAACAAACUUAACAAACACGGUGCCACGGAAAUUCAAAGUCUGUAUGAAAGUUGUUUAACUCGGUCUAGUCUUUUGUGGGUCUCUUCACCUUUUUUGUUUGUGGCCAUAAAUAAUUAGUCUCUACUAUCUCUUCAUCAAUCUUCAAUUAACAAACAUUUAAAUUCUUCAAUUCUCAACCACUCUAUUUCUAUAUCUCUCUGAAUGAAAAAACAUGACAAGCAAAGGAACAAACUCUGGAGAACAACAACCAAAGACAGAGUGUUGCAUGUGCGGUGAUCUUGGUUUCUCUGAUCAACUUUUUCAAUGUAAAAUCUGCCAAUUCAGAUCUCAACACAGGUACUGUAGUAAUCUGUACCCAAAAACAGAGUUUUUUGGAACAUGUAACUGGUGCUUGAGUCCUGAGAAUUCACCAAACUCUUCAAAUUCUUCUUCUUCUUCUUCUUAUAAGAAAAACAUGAUGAGUACCAAAGACGAAGGAAAGAACAAGAAAAUAAAAAAUUGUAUUGAAAAUAAGGGAAUGAUUAAAGGAAGUGGUGGUGGCAGUGGCGGCGGUCGUGUUUAUCAUCUUCAACUUCCGAAACCAAUGAAGAAACAAAAUUUACCAUCUGAAAAAAAAUCACCAUUAGCAUCAACAUCUCCUCCAAUUUUAGUUUCAACUCGUAAAAGAAUCAUCACAAAUGGUGCUUUGGAAGAGAAAUUGAGAAGAACUAGAUCCGAAGAUAUUAUAAAAAGUAGUAAUAGUAUUGGUGGUACCAAACAAGUUUCCAGGAAUAAGGUGAGAAGGUAUAAGCUUUUGGAUGAAGUUUCAAGUUAAAAUAAAAAUAAAAUAAAAAAUUAUUAGAGAAUAGAGAUGAAUGGUUUUUGUGAUAGAUGAAUGAAUCAUACAAAAAUGAAAAAAAGGGUCAUCUUUUUUUAUUUAUAUUUUUUAUUUUUAUUUUUAUUUUAAAGUUUUGUCCUGAUACAUGUACAGAACAAAAGUGAAUGAAUGAAGGAGCUAAAAAUGUUUAGAUUCAUAACA
Trifolium pratense (red clover) is the source of this 1019-nucleotide messenger RNA. RefSeq lists its product as uncharacterized. NCBI's taxonomy places the organism in Eukaryota, Viridiplantae, Streptophyta, Magnoliopsida, Fabales, Fabaceae. Bases 213 to 815 code for a protein of 200 amino acids. The record is from RefSeq and is a predicted model, not a curated record. The transcript is spliced from 2 exons.